UCGAGUAUAAAAGUAGCCAUCUUUCUUAGUUUCUUUUCUUAAUUCCUCUUGGCCUAAAGCAUGGAUAGAUUUUUAUCCAUUAGAAUUAUAACUUCUAUUGUCACGCAAUAUUUAUUAGAAUACAGAAUGAAGUCUUCGAUGCUCUUAUUGGUUCUGGCGUGCUGUAUCAUUACAACAUACGCCCUGGAUUGUCCUCCGUGUGACAAAUCUGCCUGUCAACCUCACGGAAGAUGCGUUGCCGGAGUGGUUAAAGACGUUUGUGGUUGUUGUGACGUGUGUGCAAAGAAAAUUGGCGAAGAAUGUGGAGGACCCGACGAUAUGUAUGGCAAAUGUGCAAGUUGGAUGGCGUGUAUCAGGAGGCCACUCCCUCCUCCUGAAAACGUCGACAUUAAAAUUUGGCAUAAAAAUCAGAAAGGAAAAUGUUUUCCCUUAGAUAAUAAGUAAUUGUAAAUAAUCUUUGAAUAAACUACACAUGAUUCAAUCGAUAAGGUCUAUUUAUCAUACUGUGAAUGAA
This is a messenger RNA of Centruroides sculpturatus (bark scorpion), 514 nucleotides long. Its product is annotated as venom protein 302-like. Gene Ontology annotation, biological process: regulation of cell growth; regulation of signal transduction. Gene Ontology annotation, cellular component: extracellular region. The transcript is spliced from 3 exons. The record is from RefSeq and is a predicted model, not a curated record. Gene Ontology annotation, molecular function: insulin-like growth factor binding. The coding region runs from base 61 to 444 and encodes 127 amino acids. Lineage: Eukaryota; Metazoa; Arthropoda; Arachnida; Scorpiones; Buthidae.